Molecule: messenger RNA, 834 nt
Organism: Thelazia callipaeda (thelaziosis nematode)
Lineage: Eukaryota; Metazoa; Nematoda; Chromadorea; Rhabditida; Thelaziidae
Source: the annotation of a GenBank genome assembly
AUGGAUAAUUUGAAGGUGGUUGUUACUCUCAUUAAGAAAAUGAUAAGAAUUCUCAUAUUAUAUACGUUAAUAAUUCUAUUAGCAGUCACUAAACAAUCAUUUGCAAUGUUUAAUUAUUACAAGCAGUUAUCCGAAAAACAAGCUGAGUUACUUCAUUUUAAUUCGAAUAUGCUAUAUAAUCUUGAGAUUAAAAUUGGAUAUCCACCUGACACUAAGCACUGCAAUGGACCACAAAUUACGAUUUUCGACAAUCAGUGGAGAUAUGCAUGUAAAUUUCAGCUUGAUAAAAAGAAACAAAUAUGGAAGGCAGAGUCAUACAUUCAAAGUCAAACUCAAUACCUGUCAAAUGAGCAAUAUUAUCUACAUCGAUUUAUUUGGCUAUUUAGUAUUAAUCAUUGGAGAAUUAAAGUAAAAUGGAAUGGUGGAAAAGCAACAUUUUUUCAUAAUUAUGGUAAAUUUGGACACGAAAUUUGUGCAAAUCCUUCUACUGGAAAGAAGCUUGCAAUUCUGAUAGUUCAGGAAAGCUGUGAACUUGAACGCGUAUUAGUUGCAGAAUAUUUAAUCAGACAGCCUGAUAAAAAUGAACUCCAACAUGCAGCAAACGCUGAGGAAUCGAUGACUACAAUAAAUAAACUUAACAACAUGACAGACCUUAUUUAUGCAAUACUCGUACCAGGAGCUGUUCUCGCCAUAGUAAUCAGUACUGUAAUGAUGACAGUUGAGAUUAGAAUAUAUGCAUUAUAUCAAACGGCGAAAAGUAGGCCUAUUCAACUUGUCAUAACUCGAGACUUCAUGAAAGACAUCCAUAUACAGCGAGAAAGACAAAAAGGUUGA